AUGGUUCGUCACAACAAGAACACACAACUUGCCAAGCCUCAACGCAGUGGAUUCGGUUUGCUGGACACAUUCUUUGAUGACCCAUGGUUCCGAGCAUUUGAUAGAUUCGAUGAUCGUCUCGAACAGGUCUGGAAGCCAACCACAGAUAUUAGCGAGACUGACAAGGAAUUGAAGGUCAUUUGCAACUUACCAGGAAUUACAAAGGAAAAUGUCAAGAUUGAUGUCGAUGAAGAGAAUAGAUUGUUGACAGUUUCUGGACACAUGGACAAGGAAAAGAAAGAAGAAAACGAGACCUAUCACUGUGUCGAGAGAUCUCAUGGUGACUUCUCAAGAACUGUCUAUUUGCCACCAAAUACUGACAUGAAUAAUAUUAAGGCCAAUCUUGAACAUGGUGUCUUGAGAGUCAUUGUACCAAAGAAUGUUCAAGAAAAGAAGACCAGAUCCAUCAGUGUCGAGUAA
This is a messenger RNA of Naegleria fowleri, 459 nucleotides long. RefSeq lists its product as uncharacterized. NCBI's taxonomy places the organism in Eukaryota, Heterolobosea, Eutetramitea, Acrasida, Naegleriidae. The transcript has a single exon. The record is from RefSeq and is a predicted model, not a curated record. The coding region runs from base 1 to 459 and encodes 152 amino acids. Gene Ontology annotation, biological process: protein complex oligomerization; response to heat; response to hydrogen peroxide.